GUGACAACACAUAACAUCCCAUUCUCUACCCAACUAAAAAAUAAAAGCAAAAUAUAUAUAUUUUUUAAGAAAGUUUCUCUACGGUUCUUGUGUGUUAAUCCCUAAUCGGACGUCCCUUUUUUGGGUAAAGCCGAUGAAUUUGCUGCGACGGCAGCCUCGGCUGCUGAGUCAACAGGGCACCUGGCUGCUGAAGAGUCGCGCGGUGGCCAAGGAUGUGUCCAAACCCGUUUCCUGUCUUGCGGCGGCUAUGUCCACAGCAGCGAUGGCUGCCGCCGCCAAUGUAUCCGCCAUAUCCCUGGUAUCCCAGUCCCUCCAAUCCGGUGCCCAAGGAGGACCAGGAGGAGGGCAAAGAGCAGGAGGAAGAGCCCCCCGAGGAUCAGCCGCCGGAGGAACAGCCGCCCCAAGAAGGCGGUACGGAGGAGGACCAGCCCCAGCAGGAGCAGCAGCAGGAGGAGGAUCCGCCCAGCCCGGAGGAGCGUCCGCCGGAAAGUCACCACCACCUGCAGGCAAUGCCCCGCCCCCGCCCCCACCGCCUCCACCUACUGCUCUGCCACCUAAGCCACCUUCAUCCUCAUCGCCUACUGCCCCGAAGAAAACCAAGUCCUCCAGUCCGCGGAUGAAGAGCUUCGAGAUCUAUCGCUGGAAGCCCGGUGAGCAGCCGCAGACGCAGACCUACAGUGUGGAUCUGGAGAAGUGCGGUGCCAUGGUGCUGGAUGCCCUGAUAAAGAUCAAGAACGAAAUGGAUCCCACGUUGACCUUCAGGCGCUCGUGUCGCGAGGGCAUCUGCGGCUCCUGUGCGAUGAACAUCAAUGGGACCAACACCCUGGCCUGCGUCUCCCACAUCGAUCAGAAUGAGAGCAAGUGCUGUAGGAUCUAUCCGUUGCCCCAUUUGUAUGUGGUUCGGGAUUUGGUGCCGGAUAUGAGCCAGUUCUACGAUCAGUAUCGAUCCAUUCAGCCCUGGCUGCAGCGCAAGGAUCUCAAGCGGGAGGCUGGGACGGCUCAGUAUCUGCAGUCCGUGGAGGAUCGCCGUGUGUUGGACGGUCUGUACGAGUGCAUCCUGUGCGCCUGCUGCCAGACAUCGUGUCCGUCGUACUGGUGGAAUAGCAGCAAGUAUCUCGGGCCCGCCGUCCUCAUGCAGGCCUAUCGCUGGGUCAUUGAUUCCAGGGACGAGGCCACCGAACAGCGACUGGAUUUCCUCAAGGAUCCCUGGAAGCUGUACCGCUGCCACUCCAUCAUGAACUGCACGAAUACGUGCCCCAAACAUCUCAAUCCGGCAAGGGCCAUCAUCCAGCUGAAGCAGCUCCUCGUGGGACUGAAGAAAAAGGAGAAGCCAGAGCUCAAGACCGACGCCCUCUUCCAGGGAAAGUAAUAGGGAAAACCUAGGAGAGAAUUCGACAUAACGUUAAUGGGGUUUAUUUCAAUAGGCAACACAAUUCCAAGCCGAACUGAUCUGAUCACUCUAAACUCUAAACACUCUAAAAAAUAUAUUUAUAAGGAGAAAACACUUACGCGAAUCUCAUAACAUAUAACAAAAUUUUAACACAACACUUGAACAAAACUCCUAACAUAUAACUAAGUUUAAACACAGGACUAAAUGGACUUUACGAUAUAGCUAUGCAUAGG
This is a messenger RNA of Drosophila takahashii, 1623 nucleotides long. It is a transcript of the gene SdhBL, whose product is annotated as Succinate dehydrogenase, subunit B (iron-sulfur)-like. Gene Ontology annotation, cellular component: mitochondrial membrane. Gene Ontology annotation, molecular function: electron transfer activity; 2 iron, 2 sulfur cluster binding. Gene Ontology annotation, biological process: respiratory electron transport chain; aerobic respiration; tricarboxylic acid cycle. NCBI's taxonomy places the organism in Eukaryota, Metazoa, Arthropoda, Insecta, Diptera, Drosophilidae. The record is from RefSeq and is a predicted model, not a curated record.